UCUCUCCCUUAAUAAAUAAAUAAAUAAAGAACAGAAAAUGCCUAAAAUUCUUUGGAUCAAGAUUGGGCUGAACAAUCCUCAGCUUUGUUAUUCUUCCAGAUGACAUAUCAUUCUUCGUCCAGGUUCCUCUACUAUACAGAGCUUUUUCUGAGUUUGCCAAAAACAGUAACCCAUCUGCAACCAAUUGACCUGGAGCAUUUUGAGCAAGAAAGAAACAUAUGAGUUCAAACCCUGAUAUGGCAAGUGUUCAAGAACUGGUCAAGAGUGAACCUUCGCAGGUCCCUGAAAAAUUCCUCGUAAAUAGGAAUGAAGAAGACGAGCCAAAGAGUGAUCUUUCUUCGAAGAUCCCUAUCAUUGAUCUUUCUCUGCUCUCUAGAGAGCAGAAAGAGGAGCUUGACAAACUGGACCAGGCUUGCAAAGAAUGGGGAUUCUUUCAGGUGGUGAAUCAUGGAGUGGCAGCAGAAGUGUUGCAGGAGAUGAAGGAUGCGACGGCCAAGUUCUUUCAACUUCCGUUGGAAGAGAAGAACAAGAUUCGUAUGGCAUCCGGUGGGUUUGAAGGCUACGGGCAAGUCGAUGGUGUUGCCCGAGGGGAGACAAUGGACUGGUCUGACCAACUGGUUCUCACUCUUUAUCCAGCCCAAUUCAGGAUGCUUAACUCUUGGCCAACAGAGCCAGAGGGAUACAAGGAGGCUAUUGAGGCAUAUUCAAGUGAAGUUAAAAGAGUUGGAGAGGAGCUCCUAAGGUCUCUAUCUUUAAUUAUGGGGAUGGAGAAGCAUACUCUUCUUGAACUACAUAAAGAGUUGCUCCAAACUCUGCGUGUGAACUACAUUCCUCCAUGCUCCAUGCCUGAUAAAGUACUAGGUCUAAGUCCACACUCGGACACAAGCACCAUAACCAUACUGAUGCAAGAAGACAAUGUAACUGGGUUACAGAUUCGAAAAGAAGGUGAAUGGGUGCCGGUGAAGCCAAUUCCAAACGCUCUCGUUGUGAAUGUGGGAGAUGCUAUUGAGAUAUGGAGCAAUGGGAAGUACAAGAGCAUUGAACAUAGAGCUGUGGCAAACGAAGGCAAACUCAGGAUAUCUUAUGCUUCAUUUCUUUUCCCGCAUGUUGACGUGGAAGUUGGACCAUUUGAUCAUAUGGUGGAGUCGUCAAGAAUGUACAAGAAAGUCAAAUAUGGAGAUUAUCUGACGACUGCCUUGAAGAAUAAACUUAAGGGAAAGGCACACACUGAAAUGGCGAAGACUGGAAGAUGAGCAAAUGUUUCAAUUUUCAAAAGCCAGACAAAAGUUAAAUCAAGUCUUCAUUGAUGACUUUGAGUGGCUUGUUAAUAAAACGUCAUCAAGCAUGUUGAUUUUGAUUUUUCUGUAGCUGUUACAAUAUGCACUUCUCCCUUCUUCUUUUUUUUUUUUU
Messenger RNA from Prunus avium (sweet cherry), 1410 nucleotides. Its product is annotated as protein LATERAL BRANCHING OXIDOREDUCTASE 1-like. The record is from RefSeq and is a predicted model, not a curated record. NCBI's taxonomy places the organism in Eukaryota, Viridiplantae, Streptophyta, Magnoliopsida, Rosales, Rosaceae.